GUUCUCCGUAAUCGAAACAUCAGUAGUUGAUUUACUUCUACGAUGGAGUACAGAGCAUUACGAAAGCUUGCAAUUGUGUUCGGGCUUGUUAUACAUGCACAGGCGGAAGAAUUUUUAGUCGGAACAACUCUCAAGCUGCCUUGCAACAUACCUGAGUCUUUCUCAGAGUUCACAUGGGAUAAAUCGGCAACGUUGAUAGCGGAAGUGAAGAAAGGCACUGCAUCGAUGGCGACGGAUCCAAGAGUAAGCGUCGACACAAAGGAGAAUCUCGGGGAAUUAUCCAUCCGGAACAUUGUUGAACACGAUGCCGGGGAGUAUUCUUGCACCGUGGAGUUUUCUAAUCGGCUGCCACAAACCACUACAUAUACAGUCUACAUUGUUGACUCAACAAGUAAACCACCGAGCACGACUACGAGUACGAGAGUGGCUCUAAGUUCAACAGUCUCGACAGACUCCACUUAUGACUCAACAAGAAAACCACCGAGCACGACUACAAGUACGAGAGUGGCUCAAAGUUCGACAGUCUCGACAGACUCAGGUACUCAAAGCACCAAUGUGUUAUAUACAUAUAUUCUAUUGACAAGUAAACCACCGAGCACGACUACGAGUACGAGAGUGGCUGUAAGUUCAACAGUCUCGACAGACUCGGGUACUCAAAGCACCAAUGAAAGAAUUUGUUGCUGCCCCUGCAACACUCUCCCAAAAGAUCUUGCAGAAGAAGUGGAAAAAAUGAAUUUAAAAAUUUUGGCAUACAACGAGUGGUUUAUAAGCUGGUGGGAAAAUCACAGAGACCGAAUAGGUUCGAAUCCCUGAACGAUCAAGCUCAGAUAAAAAUACGCGAUGAGAUGAUUACUACAAUCAAGAGAAAACAAAGAGGAAGACCCAGAAACGGAUCCAUUUAUGAAGCUCCAAAUAAUACUAUUUCAAUACGCUGGCUUGUAAAAUUCAUAUUGUAUUGUGUUUACAAUAAUUCAGAAAAUAUGGUUAUCAUCAUAAUUAUAUUUAUAAAGAUUGAAUGGCGAGAUGAAAAAGCAGAUAAAAUGCUGUGUAUAGUUUCCCAUGUAACUGUAAAUCGUAGCUCUGUCUCAAUGCGUUAUUGUUUUAUUUUUGAAUGUGUUCAGAAACGGGACAACUGACUCCAUCAUUCUCAUUUAAUAUGUAUAUACUGUAACUAUGUACGUGGUUUGUUCCUGGCUUAAAUGUAAAAAAAAAAAACAGACGGACAUUUUCGGUAGCAUACAAUAUCAUAUUGCUGUGUGUAUGUGAGAGAGAUAUAAAUAAAAUUAUAUGUAUAUAUUUAAAGUUGUUAUUUAGCUAUAAUUUCGUUUUGUUGGUUUCAUGUCAUUAUCAUGUUAUCAUUCGUCAUUGAAAUACUGUCCUUUACGUAUUUGUAUUUCAUUAUGUUGUAUAUUUUUAUCAAACUCAGAAUUUACGAAAUAUCAGACACGUGAUUAAGCAAUUGUGAGAAAAGUCGAUCUGAAAUAUGAAUAGCAUUGAAAAUAUCAAAUGUGAAUAUUCAAUAUAAUUAACACUUUCAUGUUAAUGAAAAUAAUUCUCAUUAGUUUAGAAAAUAAUGUUAAACAAAAUACUUGAUGUGAAAUGAAGUGCAUUAACUAUAGUAUGUAUAAAUGUUCAUAUCAAGUAAAUGUUGUUCAUUGUAUUUCAGCAAGUAAUGAAAAAAUGCAUCAACGUCCUAAUGUUUAAACUUUGUAUAUUUUACAUAUCAGAC
This is a messenger RNA of Magallana angulata, 1729 nucleotides long. RefSeq lists its product as uncharacterized. The transcript is spliced from 9 exons. The coding region runs from base 43 to 813 and encodes 256 amino acids. NCBI's taxonomy places the organism in Eukaryota, Metazoa, Mollusca, Bivalvia, Ostreida, Ostreidae. The record is from RefSeq and is a predicted model, not a curated record.